AUGGAUCCUAUAACAGCUGUGGGCUUCGCUGCCGGCAUUCUGCAAUUCAUUGAAUUCUCGUGGGGCGUUAUAACGGGCACUUACGAGGUCUAUAAAUCGACAACUGGGACAACACAUGAGAACGCUCACAUCAGCACUGUUGUCAAUGACCUUGAGAGAGCCACCGACAGCUUGAUUUCCGAUGUUGAACGGAAAACCAAGAACGAGAGGGAGUUAUUCAAGCUUGCAGACAAAUGUCACGAAUUAUCCCAGGAUUUGUCAAAGAUCUUGAAGAAAUUACAAGCUUCGGAGAAGAAUUCGAAAUGGCUGAGUCUCAAAGUCAAAGUUGCAAGCAUGAGGAAAGAGAAAGAUAUAGCCUCUAUUGAAGAUAGACUAGACAGAUAUCGAUCGCAAAUUCUCGUUCGGCUGAAUUUUAUGCUCUGUGAACAACAGUCAUCCGUCAAAGUUCAACUAGACAAAAUCCAAAAAGAAGGCGUUCGGAUGUCAACCGAGACUUCAGCUCAGCUCACAUGCCUCCGACAAGAACUUAACCAGGCGGUUAAGGCAUUGCUAGAAACAAAAGAUAACGCAAGGCCAGACGAGGAUAAAAAGAAGAUGUACUCCGCAAUGGAUAUUUGCUCUGCGCUUUUAACACUGCAAUCAAUGUCAAGGUCACUAUCACGGGAGAACCAAAUCUUGCGCCGGCUCUAUUUCGAUAAUAUAUACGCUCGCGAGGAUACCAUUACGGAUGCAGAGAGCGGAACGUUGAAAUGGAUUCUCGAGGAAGAUGAAGAUGAGUCUAUCUAUUCAAUUGCAGAGAACGACGAUGGUUCAUUUUAUUCGACCGAAGAGGAUGACCGGGAGCUGGUUGAUCCGAGUGAAAGUUCGAGCAAUGCGGAAGGAGUUUUGGCAAUAGAAGAAACUCUGGCCGACGAAGAUGAAGUCCAAGACCGAGAGAAAGAGUCACCCGUAGACUUGGAAUCCGGUCCCCCUGUUCAGGUGGAAAACGAGCCAACUCCAGGAGGGGAGCACAAAAUUGAGAUCUGGGCCUCUGGAAAUACCCCAAAAAGUCCUCCUGAUGCCCAGGAAGCCGAACAGAGACGAUUUCGAACGCAGACACGGGACUCAUUCCUAGCAUGGCUGGGAUCAGGCAACCAGAUUUAUCACAUUUCUGGUAAAGCUGGCUCUGGAAAAUCUACCCUCAUGAAGUUUCUCUGUCAGCAUUCUCGGGUGCGGAAAGAAUUGGAAAGUUGGGCAGCUGAGAAGAGAUUAGUCUUUGCUCAGUUCUUCUUCUGGAACUCCGGGGAAAAGCUUCAAACGUCUCUUGAGGGACUCUACAGAUCCCUUCUCUUUGAAACCUUAAAACAAUACCCAGGCCUCAUUCCAGAGAUUUUCCCUGAAGAGUGGGACGCGUUGGAUUCGGCGAUAUUAAGGUUUGAAAGCCCUUCAUUUCGAAUUGCAGAGAUCAAAGCCGCCUUCGACAAAUUGAUCAGCAAAUGGACUUUCCCUAAGCAUCGUCUUUGCUUCUUCAUCGAUGGCCUCGAUGAAUACGAGGGAGAUUCCCUUGAACAUUGGGAACUGGCCAAUAGUCUCCGGAAUUGGGCCAGCUCCACUGAUAUUAAAAUCUGCGUGAGUAGUCGACCGCACACGGAAUUUAUGCAUACUUUCUCUGACAGUCCAAACUUUCGACUUCGCCUCCAUGAACUAACACGGGCCGAUAUUAGCCGUUUUGCCUCUGCAAUGUUCGAAAAGGAUACUAAUUUCGACCGUGUCAAAGAUAUGUAUACGGAUCUAGUACGAGAUAUAGUCGAGACGGCAAAUGGCGUGUUUCUUUGGGCUCGUCUUGUGGUUCGUUCACUUUUAGAAGGCGUUGGACAUCACGAUUCCCAACCCGCACUUCAAGAGAAGCUAAACUCAAUUCCAAAAGAGUUGGAUGAAUUGUUUGCCAAAUUACUUGGUACUAUCAAACCAAGUGAUCGUAAAAGGUCGGAUCAGAUGCUCUACAUUGCUACUGGAGACCCACCCGGAGAUUCGGUGAAUGCUCUCGCCUACUCUUGGCUCGAAGACCUCAACGACCCCAACUUUCCUUUCAGCUCUCCUACUCAAGGAUAUUCAGAUGAAGAGAUCAAGAAACGUCAUAGCGACUUACGACCGCAACUCGAUAGCUUAUCUAAAGGAUUGCUUGAGAUGGUUCCUGACGCUCGCGCUCCCGAAGACAUUUUUUUCGGAUACAAAGUUCAGUUCUUCCACCGCACUGUUAAAGACUACCUCCGCGACGAUUCAAGGCAGCGUCAAUUCCAAGGUCGGCUUCCUGACUUUAAUCUUGGUGAGGUCUACCUUCGUUUGUCCCUCGCUGAAUUGAAGUUCGUGAGGACAAAGCAAUCCUAUUUCGGACUUGGGAAUAUUUUGAUUAUGUGCAUUUUCGAAAGCUGUCAUAGGUAUUGGAAAUGGAAACUGAAAUGGCACCUCUUUCUGUCCAAGGAAGGUCGCAAAGCUCCGUUCAACUUUGCCAAAGAGGCUAGCGACGUCCUAAAUAGCUAUCGCCAACUACCCUUUUCCCACCCCGAGGAAAUAGAGGUAAAUUCGGGGUCAAUUCUUUGGGGCACAAGCUUUAGAGAUGACGAAUGGGGGAACAUUUACCUGGUCGGGGUUGCCGAAUUCUCUUAUCUCCAUUUCGCAGCAUGGUAUUCGCAGCACGAAUACGUUACUCUAAAAUUAUCGGAAGAUCCCAACUUGGCAAAAGGGAACGGUGAAAUGACCUUGCUCCUAUCCGCAUCUUUCGGGGAUGCUUCCGAGACGGUGCGAGUUCUAUUACAAGCUGGCGCAGAUCCUCAAGAUCAGGUCACUCUAGAGGACCAGCCCAAUCCGGAGGCGAAAACAGCAACCGUUUGGAUGCUUUUCCUCUUUUAUUUCGCGAGUAGUGCCGUAAGACAGGCGUCACCUUUUGAGCAAUGCUCGUUAGUGUUAGAAGAGUACUUAAAAUUUGGGGUUGACACAGACAUCUUCUUCCUGAUAUCCAAUCCUGGGGAGCUUGUCGUUUCCCAAAACGAGCGGGAGAUAACAAGCAGAGGGAAGGAAAAGAGCGAACCACCUAAGCAAGAACUCUUCUCAAUUUCCCUGGAGGACUUGGUUAGCCUUAGGCAACCAAAAAAUGUCGACGCCUUGCAGACCUUGCUACGAGAUAAGGCGAAACAACCGUUUUGGAAGAAGACCAGCUCUGUGAUAUCCAAGUUCCUGCCAUGGAUUGAGCCUUCGAACCCUAUCCCAUCGCAAUACAAUGCCUUCGAGCCGAAAGAGCUAGGACAAGGCCUAUUCGCCCUACAUAGCGUUUGCUCCAAGACCUGUCAGCUUGAGAAAGAAUCGUAUGAACCAUUGUGGGACACUCUGCUGGAGAAUUCUCGCUCUGGAACGUCGGGGCUCAAGGUCAGGGGUAUCCGGACUGCAGAUAUGGCUCACAAGAACGCCAACGUGGUCACCAACGAGGAAUUUCUGGGCAAAGAUUACUACUUGUUCGACCAUUCCCAAGAUCUAUUGCGCUUGGUCGAUGUCUUCGGUAAAGAUUUGCCACUGCCAAGUAUUGGGAUCAGACAUAGUGUGGGAACUUCGCAGCCGUUGCUCUGGUAUACCUCUGCCCGUGACUUUUCACCAACUUGGUGCUUUUGA
Hyaloscypha bicolor E is the source of this 3642-nucleotide messenger RNA. RefSeq lists its product as uncharacterized. The transcript is spliced from 3 exons. Lineage: Eukaryota; Fungi; Ascomycota; Leotiomycetes; Helotiales; Hyaloscyphaceae. The record is from RefSeq and is a predicted model, not a curated record. Bases 1 to 3642 code for a protein of 1213 amino acids.